This is a messenger RNA of Candidula unifasciata, 739 nucleotides long. NCBI's taxonomy places the organism in Eukaryota, Metazoa, Mollusca, Gastropoda, Stylommatophora, Geomitridae. The record is from the annotation of a GenBank genome assembly.
AUGGCAGCUUCUUUAUGGUGGGAUGAUGCCGAAACGUCGAACAAAUCAGAUUCCCAACACAAAAUCGAGGACUUGCUGGUGUUUGGAUAUGCUUGUAAAUUAUUUCGAGAUGAUAAGAAAGCCAGAGCUAUCGAUAACGGCAAGAUGCUUAUACCAUGGAUGGGGGACGAGAGACUCAUGAUUGACAGAUAUGAUGGAAGAGGGCAUCUCUACGACCUGGCCUCCCAUGAUUGCGACAAUGUGGAGGAUAAGAAUCCAAAGGCAUGUGAUGAGGAAAGAUAUCUAGAGCUGCAUACAGACGUAAGGGAGGCCGAAUUAUAUGAAGAGGAAGAAUGGAAACGUUACUACCUGUCCUUGCAGGAGGGAUACCAGUCUGUUGGCUUCAGCUACGACCAGCAGGCGGGAGGUUAUGAUGGUCAGAUACAACCUGAUGCAUCAGGACUUGAAAAAGAAGCAGAUGAGAAACCUUUUGUUGUACCUGAAGAACUGCACGUUCCGCCAGACCUGUUGAAGCCAACCUGUGCAAAACAGAAUGCACGCAUCGAGAAGACAGCCAGUUUUAUUGCUCAGCACGGAAUUCAGAUGGAAAUAAUGCUGAAGACAAAGCAGUCUGGCAACUCACAGUUUGACUUUCUCCACUUUGACAACGAACUGAAUCCAUACUACAAGCACGUGGUUAGCAUGAUCAAGUCUGGUAAAUACAAGCCUCAGGAGGAGGAGGAGGAGAGCCUGAAGCAAG